AUCGGCCCGUGAACGCGUAGACUGUCGAUAAGAGCGUUCGCGUGGCGGGAAAAUUCGAAUUCAAAAUGAAGUUCGCGAUUUGGUUGUUGGUGGUUCUGGGAUUCGUGUGUGGUGAGGAUCUAUCUUCGAGGCAGGUGGUGGAACCCAGCAAUGAAGUGGAGACGACAGAUGAACUGGCUGAUACUGAUUUGGUGCUAGCUUUUGUGAUAUUCAGGCAUGGCGACCGAACCCCCGACGAAGAGGAAUUGGAGCUGUACUCUACUGAUAGCAAAUACAAGGAUGUCUUCUUCCCAUACGGCAUGAAGGCGCUAACUAAUAAAGGAAAACAGCGCGGUUACCUCGUUGGCCAGUACCUGAGGCGUCGCUACCACAAGUUUAUAUCGGAUCUGUAUAUCCCCGAUGAGAUAGUCAUCCGGACCACAGACUAUGCGCGGACCAAGAUGACUGCGCUUACGGCGUUGGCGGCUAUGUACCCUCCCUUGUCACCCCAGAGAUGGAACCCUGUACUGGACUGGCAACCGAUCCCGUACAGCACCUUAGAUGCUACUGUGGAUGACCUGCUAUACUGGUACAAUUGCCCGGAAUAUUUGAAGCUACGCAACAAGGUAUACGAUUACCCAGACUUUAAGAUGCUAGUCAGCCCCUAUGAGAACCUAUUUAAGUAUUUGACGACACACACUGGAAACAACAUUACGAACCCCGAGGAGGUUUUCUAUCUUGAUAAUCUGUUUCAAGCUUUGGAAAAUGUAGGACUCAAAACCCCCGACUGGGCACAGUCUGUAAUGCCACAAAUAAAAGAAAUGACCAAAAUUGAAUAUGCGGCUGAAUUCUUCACACCAGAAUUGACUAAAUAUUCUUCAGGUCUUUUAAUGGCUGAAAUCUUAAAUGCCACAAACGCGGCGAUCAAUGGAGACUUAGACCAGCCGAAGCUGCGGUUGUACUCAGCUCACGAGAACAAUGUGGCAGCACUGAUGUCCGCAGCCAGGGUGUUCCAGGCUCACCAACCUAACUACGGAGCCACCUUUUCAGUAGAGUUGAGAAAACACCGAAAAACUGGGCGAUUUGGAGUUACGGCUGUGUACUCGGCGAAUGCUGGAGGGCCAGGAGAGGUUCUCCCGAUCCAAGGGUGCGGAGACCAGCCCAUAUGCGACUACAGCACCUUCGUCGGCCUCAUGCAAGACAUUCUGAUCUCCCGCGAGGAGUUCAAGCAACAGUGCCCUACCUCCUAGUGUAUUUUUAGUUCUUAUUUAGCAACAAAUAGUGUGCGUCAGUUUUUAUGUUAUGAAUAAAAUGGCUGUGAAUUACC
This is a messenger RNA of Ostrinia nubilalis (European corn borer), 1306 nucleotides long. RefSeq names its product venom acid phosphatase Acph-1-like. Gene Ontology annotation, molecular function: phosphatase activity. The transcript is spliced from 7 exons. NCBI's taxonomy places the organism in Eukaryota, Metazoa, Arthropoda, Insecta, Lepidoptera, Crambidae. Gene Ontology annotation, biological process: dephosphorylation. The record is from RefSeq and is a predicted model, not a curated record. Bases 66 to 1229 code for a protein of 387 amino acids.